This is a messenger RNA of Cyclocybe aegerita, 1353 nucleotides long. The record is from the annotation of a GenBank genome assembly. Lineage: Eukaryota; Fungi; Basidiomycota; Agaricomycetes; Agaricales; Hemipholiotaceae.
CAUGAACUCCAGAGGACGUUUGCCACAAGAACUUAUCGACCUAAUUGUCGACGAGAUACCCGGUGCCGUUGAAUUUUGGGAACGUCCGACCCGGACGUUCGCCAACUGUGCCCUUGCUUUAUCUAUCUUCCGUCGACGCUGCCAACAGCAUCUAUUCGGUACCAUCAAUAUCCGCAACCUCUGGUCCAAACCAGAACGCUGGAAGACGCUCAACGAGAUCCUCAGGAACAACCCAACUAUCGCGACUUACAUCCUUUACCUUUCGUUGAAACUUGAGCGCCGGGAUUUCUCAUGGAUGACAGACGACGCAGGCCGCGUACUCCUACAGCUCUUACAAGCCAUUGCGACGGCAAGAAGGCUAAACAAAAUAACGCUGCUGGGUCCAGGACUAUACGGAGAACCUCUCCCGGUCGAUGAACGCUUCGUAGCUCGUUAUUGGGAUCCGUUCAUUGCGCCAUUCGUCUUUAGAGUCAAGAUAGCAGACAUGACAAUACCCCUUCGAAUGUUCCUGAAAUGCAACAGACUCCGACGAAUUGAACUGGAUGGAGGCCGUCGAACGACUCGCAAGGUGCAAGGCACGGAACCCGCCUCAAUUGACCCCAACGGUGCAUGCCUUUUCCUUUCUACGCUACCUCUGGGUCGACAUAUUGGAGUCGAGCGCUCGGUUAUCAGUGCUGCAUCAGCUUCUCUCGAGGAGCUCCAUCUGAAGACCGGGUCGUUGGACGGCCACCAACUCUUCAUGGGCGUGGUAGACUUGGGCGCAUUGACUAAUUUACGAGUUCUAGACGUCGACGUCGUGACUGAUCAGCCAACGUGGAGAGAUCUUGAUGCAGACGACGACAAAGACAGCGAUGACCGGACUCAGUGGCCUUUCAAUCGUUUCUCAAGCAUGUUACACUCUGUAGUGCCAACGAACAAUCACCUCCGCAAGCUGUACCUCACCCUCUAUGUCGCCUCCCAAGGAUGGGACGACCCAAGCAGUAUUUUCAGCGAGCCUGACUGGGAUUUGGUUGAUCGUGCGCUAAACCGGCUCCUCUCGCAUUCCAGCCACCGAAUGGAUGUCUUCCUUUCUGCCAGGUUCUCGUGGAACUCGGAAGCCGAUGUGAAUCAAGGGUAUUACGAGUCUCCAGAUGAGGAGUCGUCCAAUUCCCAAGAGGAAGCAGAUGCUAGGAGUGGUUCGCAUAAUUCAACUUCGGAUGAAGAGUUCUGGAAUCACGGUUAUUCCGACUCAAGAGAGCAAUGUGAAAGAAUGUUGGAUGUAGCUCUUCGUCGGAUUGUUCGAGACAAUUUUCCUCUAACCCAGAGCCACAAUCGUGUUACUUUCCAUCGUGAUUACGAGUUGGACAUUUACUA